This is a messenger RNA of Cuscuta europaea, 1539 nucleotides long. The record is from the annotation of a GenBank genome assembly. Lineage: Eukaryota; Viridiplantae; Streptophyta; Magnoliopsida; Solanales; Convolvulaceae.
CCACAUUUGAGGAGGCUGAUGGCCCGGAUUUGGGCGUGCCCGCCGAAGCCGGUGGUAAUGCCCUCCUCAACGUCCUUGUUCCCGUUUUGUUUUCUUUCUUUGCUAACUUUGUUUGUUUCCUUUGCUAUGCAGACUUUGUUAUGGAUCGCAGAUCCAUUAUGAAUAGGGUUGCAGCAAAAGCAGCCGCGGAACUGGCCGCCAAGGGGGUAGCAGAGCUAGCCGCGGCAGGUGGAGCAUAGCCGAGCUCUGACCAGCCGAAGAAGCUGCCCACCCAGCCGAAGAAGAAGCGGCCGGUGGAUGACAGCCAGAAGAAGCUGACGGAGGCUGGUUUGCAGCCCUCCAAGAAGUCGAAGAAGACUUCUCCCUUGGCCGAUGGUGAUGCUGGGGCCAUGACUGUUCCGGCUGGAGACGUUGGAGGUUCCAGUGCUGCUGGUAUAGUGGACGUGACACCCGGUCCUUCAUCCACUGCUGUCUCUCAACCUCCCCUAUUGUCCAAGACUCCCGGAAGAAGAGGUCCAGCAACGAGUUGGUCAGAGGGACCUACAAGCUGGAGGUUGAAUACCCCGUCAAGGGCGGUGUGUUCAACGAGAUCAUUGACGACCACGAGGUGAUCUCCCAGGCUGUCCCAGACGAGGACCGGGCUUAUCUCAACGGGCUCGGUAAUGUCAAGAUCUAUGACAGUGGAAUGGACCACCUCGUCCAAGCUGCCUUCAUGCUUAUGGAGAGCAACAAGAGGCAGCAGCGGGAGAUAGUCCGACUGAAGGAAAUUGAGCAAAGGGUUGCCUCUGCCGAUGAGGCCUUGAGUUGCCUGGAUUGGCUACGGGGCGAUGUGGAGGCCCUGAAAAAGAAAGCUGACAAGGCCGAUGCGGCCAUUCGUCAAGUGACUGCCGAUAGGGACGAUGCCCUGAAGAAGCUCGCCGAGGAGAAGGAGGCACAUGAGGCUGUUCAUCUCCGUGCUGUUGAGGCCAAGAAGGCCAGAGCUGAGGCCGAGCAGGCUGCCGACGUUGCCAUUGAGAAGUUCUUGGCCGACGGCCGGAAAGCUGAGGAGCAUCGGCCUUGGAGUUUUGAGGUUGUGGCGGCCAGGCUCGAAGAUUGGGGCCAGCAUAGCCCUGAAGGCCAAGAGUACUUCGAAAGGGAAAUGAAGGUGUACUAUGACCUCGGCCAACAAGGAAUGCAGUAGCUAAUCUACUGGAGGUUACGCCGUAUAUGUCUGGAGUUGAAGCUGACGAAGAAGUUCGCUCAUCAGCUAAAGCUGCCGCAGAAGAUGAGGGAUCCGGAGGAUGAGAUCAAGCUCCCCGUCGAGGAGAGGCAAUCCCCCAUCUAAAUCUCGGGCAUCGGCGAGGAUGAUUGGGAUGAUGAUGACGUAUUCCUGGACACCGCUUCUUCCGCGGCCGUUGAAGGUAGUGAUACGCCUAUUCAAGAAGGCGACGAGGAAGAAGCUUGAUCCCCUUUCUUUUAUUUCUACGCUCAAUAUGUAAUGGCUGUAGUGCCCCCUUUUGUACUUCAGAUUUUUGAAUGCAAAUAUGUGGUUGGCUUUCC